Tachysurus fulvidraco (yellow catfish) is the source of this 3049-nucleotide messenger RNA. RefSeq names its product RTF1 homolog, Paf1/RNA polymerase II complex component (gene rtf1). The coding region runs from base 49 to 2091 and encodes 680 amino acids. Lineage: Eukaryota; Metazoa; Chordata; Actinopteri; Siluriformes; Bagridae. Gene Ontology annotation, cellular component: Cdc73/Paf1 complex. The record is from RefSeq and is a predicted model, not a curated record. The transcript has 18 exons. Gene Ontology annotation, molecular function: DNA binding; RNA polymerase II C-terminal domain phosphoserine binding.
GCCGCUUGUGCUCGAGCGCAGUCACUGACGGUAGCUCUGAAGCUAACGAUGGUGAACGUAAAGAAACGGAAAGGUCGCGUCGUCAUCGAUUCCGACUCGGAAGACAGCGCGAGCGAUGACAACUUGGAUCAGGAACUGCUGAGUUUGGCCAAGAGGAAGCGUGUGGACUCUGAAGAACCAGAGGAACCCGUCAGCAAACCUGCAGCAUCUACAGACUCUGAGACGUCCGACAGUGACGAUGAGUGGACCGUCGGAGGCACCAAAACCAAGAAGAAGGCGAAGCCCGGUAAAGGGGCGGAAAAGAAGAACCCCACGAAAAAAAAAGUGAACAAAGCUGCUUCUUCUGGGAGCUCGGAUGGAGACAGUUCAGCUGAGAGCUCUGCACCUGAGGAAGGCGAGGUGUCCGACUCUGAGAGCAACAGCUCAUCCUCCAGCUCAGAUUCCGACUCGUCCUCGGAGGAUGAAGUGUUCCGUGACGGAUACGGAGACGAUCUGAUGGGAGACGAGGAGGACCGGGCGCGGCUGGAGCAGAUGACCGAGAAGGAGAGAGAGCAGGAACUGUUUAACCGUAUUGAGAAGAGAGAGGUGCUUAAACGCAGGUUUGAAAUCAAGCAGAAACUAAAGACGGAAAAGAAAAAGGUUAAAGAGGAGAAGAAGAAGAAGAAGCAAGAGGAAGAGCAGGAGAAGAAAAAACAGAUUCAGGUUACAGACACUCAGGUGGUGAUGUCCCAUAAUAAAGAGAGGAGGUCAAAGAGAGACGAGAAGCUGGACAAGAAGUCUCAGGCCAUGGAGGAGCUGAAAGCCGAGCGAGAGAAGAAGAAGAACAGAACAGCCGAGCUUCUGACCAAACGACAGCCGCUGAAGGCCAGCGACGUUUACUCCGACGAUGAGGAGGAGGAAGAGGAAGACGACGACAAGUCCUCGGUGAAGAGCGACCGCAGCUCGAGGUUGUCAUCCUCCGAUGAUGAAGAGGAGAAAGAGGCCACGCCCCCUAAGUCUCAGCCCGUUUCGUUGCCGGAGGAACUGAACCGCAUCCGUCUGUCACGGCACAAGCUGGAGCGCUGGUGUCACAUGCCCUUCUUUGCAAAAACCGUCACCGGCUGCUUCGUCCGCAUCGGCAUCGGGAACUGCAGCAGUAAACCUGUGUACAGGGUGGCCGAGAUCGUAGAUGUGGUGGAAACGGCGAAGGUCUACCAGCUCGGCUCCACACGGACGAACAAGGGGCUGCAGUUACGCCAUGGCAACGACACCCGAGUGUUCCGGCUGGAGUUUGUGUCCAAUCAGGAAUUUACAGAGAGCGAGUUUAUGAAAUGGAGAGAAGCAAUGAACGGUGCAGGAAUGCAGAUUCCCACCCUGGACGAGAUCGCUAAAAAAGAGCAGUCUAUUAAAGAAGCCGUUAACUACAAAUUCAACGACAAAGACAUCGAGGAUAUAGUGAAGGAGAAGGACAGAUUUCGAAAGGCACCGCCAAACUACGCCAUGAAGAAAACACAGCUCCUGAAAGAAAAGGCAAUGGCAGAGGAUAGCGGUGAUGGCGAUAAGGUGAAGAUGUUGCAGGAUCAGUUGAAUGAGCUGGAGGAGAGAGCUGAAGCAUUAGACAGGCAGAGAACUAAAAAUAUUUCUGCCAUCAGUUACAUCAACCAGAGGAACCGCAGCUGGAACAUUGUGGAGUCGGAGAAAGCUUUAGUGGCUGAGGGUCAGAACUCCAAAAACCAGCAGAUGGACCCUUUCACCAGACGGCAGUGUAAACCCACUAUGGUGUCCAACGCCAGAGACCCAUCAGUCCACGCUGCUAUUCUCGCUCACCUUAAUCAGAAGUACGGUUCGGGUUCCGGUCAGGACAACUCACAGCAGGUCAACAAACAGCAGGGUCCGGGGAACCAGAGGGAUAAAGACAUCACAAAAACCACCAGCGACCUCUCAGAGGACCUGUUCAAAGUUCAUGACUUCGAUGUCAAAAUUGAUCUGCAGGUCCCCAGUGCUGAGACAAAGUCCCUGUCUGUGAGCUCCAAUUCCCUGCCGGUGAAGGACGGGGCUCCUCGCCGCUCCCUCAACCUUGAAGACUACAAAAAGAGGAGAGGCCUCAUCUGACACUCCUGUCUUCCACCAGCUUUCCUUCCAUUAUUACACCCGCGUGUGCAACUGCACCAGGGAGCCUGAGGCUGUCCUCUCUCUCUCUCUCUCUCUCUCUCUCUCUCUCUCACUUGCUCGCUCCUCGUCCCCUGUGUGUGUGUGUGUGUGUGUGUUUGUGUGAGAGAGAGAGUUGGAGAGUGAAUGCAAGUGUGUAAACAUGUAAACCUUUGUGAGUGAGUGUGUGUGUGUGUGUGUGCGCGCGCAUGACUGUAGUGUGAGACAUCCAUCCUAUGCGAGACUACAAACUCCUUGUGCAGUUUGUGUGCACAAGUCUUCUAAAAUUAAAUUAAUGCGAAAAUCCCAUGAAAUGUGGCGGCUUUUUUGUUUACUCUGCGUAGUAUUUUUUCUCUCCCCAUAAUUGUACUUUAUAGGAAAGAAUUUGUCCACUGGUUAAUUUAUACUCUGCUUUCUUCCAUUUUUUUUUAAAAUGUCAAAAUGUUUAUCCAAAUUCUGACACUGCUAUAUAAAUGUUAGACAGUAAUGUUGGGGAUUUUUAUGAACCGUUUUUCUUCCAGCUGAAACUUUGUAAUCCGACUGUGUGUGUGUGUGUGUGUGCGUGUGCGCGUACGUACGUAUGAGUAUACAAUUUUUUUUUUUGAUUAGGUUUCAAUCCUGGUGUUUUACUGAGAACAAAUGUACGAGACUAAUGACGUCACUCCUGUAAUGGACAGAAUCUCUUCACUUGUAUAAAGUACCUUUCCUCAGUGGACGUAAUCUUUAUUUUUUUUUUUUUUGUCCCUUUUUUUCUCCCUUGUAUUUCAACGAUCUUCUUUAAAGAACUGAUUGAUAUGUGACCUCUUAUUGGUUAUUACUUCUGUCUUCUGGUCAGUUCUUGUAUUCAUGUGGCAUGCUUUGUAAAUAAGAUGCUUUGGCCAUUUGGGAUGAGUGCGCAACAAUAAAGAAGCACUGUUUCGUA